Molecule: messenger RNA, 532 nt
Organism: Myotis lucifugus (little brown bat)
Lineage: Eukaryota; Metazoa; Chordata; Mammalia; Chiroptera; Vespertilionidae
Gene: TIMM8B
Product: translocase of inner mitochondrial membrane 8 homolog B
Exons: 2
Coding region: 69-320 (83 amino acids)
Source: RefSeq, a predicted model, not a curated record
GGAGUCGGUGUGCGGCCGCCGCACAUGCGCACACACGUGACCGGAAGUCCGGAGCCCCGAGGUGGACAAUGGCGGAGCUGGGGGAGGCCGACGAAGCGGAAUUGCAGCGCCUGGUGGCGGCCGAGCAGCAGAAGGCGCAGUUCACCGCACAGGUGCACCACUUCAUGGAGCUAUGUUGGGAUAAAUGUGUGGAAAAGCCAGGGAAUCGCCUAGAUUCUCGUACUGAAAAUUGUCUCUCUAGCUGUGUGGACCGCUUCAUUGACACUACUCUCGCCAUCACCAGUCGUUUUGCCCAGAUUGUACAGAAAGGAGGGCAGUAGGCCAUUCCCUAGGAGAAUGACAGAAGCAGCAAAGGACUUGUUAUUGGAAAGUUGUCAACCCACUGUCAGGUCAACUUCAGGCUAUUACCAAGCCUGUUGGUGCUAAAAAGUAACAGAUCGAAAAUUCAAAAGUGAAAUUUAUUUAUUUGGAAUUCAGAAACUCCACAUUGUAUCACAACAAUUAUUCAAUAAAUGUGAGUUCUCCGACUCUA